This is a messenger RNA of Actinia tenebrosa (Australian red waratah sea anemone), 3432 nucleotides long. RefSeq lists its product as uncharacterized. NCBI's taxonomy places the organism in Eukaryota, Metazoa, Cnidaria, Anthozoa, Actiniaria, Actiniidae. The record is from RefSeq and is a predicted model, not a curated record. Gene Ontology annotation, molecular function: protein binding.
CGACCGACGCAGUUAAAUCUUAUCUCUGCGCUUGAAAUGAAUUCUGGGGAUUCCCCAAUUCCUAGUUGACUCAAAAUCUGUGACGUAAAACGGAAUCGAUGAUAAAUUGAGCGCACAACAGCCGGUAGAUCAAUUCACUCAUACUUCAACACGCUCUGAUAGUUGGGAUCAGUACGCAAACGAAACUCAUAAAGCUUUCAUCACUGAAAGGACUAAUAGGUGUUCAUAAAGAAACCAAGGACUACCAGUUGUUGAGAACAGAUUUAUGGCACAUGGUCGAACUAUGUCGUCUAAAGUAAGCAGACUUUUUCAGAAAUGGCCGUGCUUCGGAGGCAAGACAGUUCGAGAGGAAGUCGAAGGAAAUAGUCUCAAACGAAACCAGCCCAAAAUUAUCAUCACAGAAUGUAAGAGCRUCGAAUCUACGCCAAACAUCUCACGCAAGAGCAGCAGCAGUAGUAGUAACUCCUCCUCGGCACCAUACGAUGAGAUAGAAACUGAAGUCAAGAUUAAAACAGAUGGUAAAGAACACGAGAUGGGGAUGAAAGUUCUCUUGAAGACAAGAGACUGUAAUGGAGAUCAGGUGGACGGAGUCGAAAAGGAGACUACGUCCAUGAUAUCUGUCAAGGAUAUCAAGAUAGGUUCAUUUGCGCACGGUUUUGGCAUCAGAAAAGGAGAUAUAGUUUCUAAAAUCAAUGGCAAGAGAUGCGGCAAUGGAGAAGAAAUGAAGGGCGCUUUUCUUCAUAAAAGCAGCGAUCAGCUAGAGAUGGAAAUUGUUCGAAAGGAACGAAAUGAAAAAACAGGAAUAAUACAACUCAUCAAAAUGGUUCUCAGCAAUACACGACGUAUUGGAGGGCAAACGGUAAAUGAACUAGAAAUAAUUGAAAUGGGGUCCAGCUGGAGUCUGAGCAACAACGAAACGUAUAUCCAUGACGAGGACCAGACAGUUGUGGCAGACUUUCAGUUUGCUAGUUUCGAUACUCCAUGGGUGGUCAGGGAUGGUACAAGACUUGUCUUGAAGUAUCAUCUCUCAACCACUGAAGAGGAACAAGCCAGAUUCAUCAUUCAUAAGUAUUGGUCAACGUUUAAUGACACAGGCAUCCCAGUAGUGAUACAGCACGCACAGUCUCGUCUUUGCAUUGCGCUUGACCACGAAUCCAUUUAUUUAGAGGAGGUAAAUGACUUAAGCACGAUUGAAGGUCAAACACCAUAUGUAUUCAAUAUGCAUACUGAGCUGGAGGAAGGUAAUGGAUGUAAUACGACAUUCCAGUCUCUCCUGGACAGAUCACUUUACAUUGGGUUCAAUGCUCUUGGUGAAAGGGCUCACAUGGAACCCAUUCAUGUGUUGCCAAGAAGCUCAGAUCGCCUUGGUAAUGAGCAUGAAAAAGUUGUAUUUAUCUUGACAUAUUCAAAAGUCUGAUAUCCAUCACCAGUACAGAUUAUAGUAAAGUCAGGAAAAUAGUUAGGGCAAGGGAACUCUACCAAGACACUUCACUGGCUUCCGUGUUGCACCAAUCAAAAUGCACCAAAAUGCAGAAGUAGUGCAACAGCCAAUUUAGUAGGCUCCAAAAAUACAUUCAGGUUACCAUGUCUUUUCUUAUUCAUAAUAAGUCUGCUCUAAAGUUGGUAUUCACUCGAGCCUGCAUAGGGGCUCUUCGGGAGGGGGGUUGGGGCGAGGAGGUGAGGAGGCAAGGAGGCGAGAAAGCAAGGAGGCAAUAAAUAGGCAUAUACACAAAAACCUAGGGGUUGCAAGCAGGCUCUCCUUUCCUUACCCUUUGUCCCACCCCCUAGUCCCAACCCUCUCCCCUUCCCCAAGAGCCACUGCGCAGACUAUAUUCACUCUCUUCUCAGUUAUAGCCUGACAGGCUAACAGGUUUGUUUUUCAGAAUUAACUAUUUCGUUUUAACAAAAUAUUUGAAAUAGAUGAGAAAAAUAAACAUAAAAAGUUGUUUUUAAGUCUUGAUAUCAUAGACCUUUCCCAAAGAUGUUUGGGUGACCACAAACAAUGGUUCCAAGUUGUUGUUAAACUUGAUGUGUUCAUUGAUUUGUAUUUUUUUCAAGUUCAACCUCGGCUUAGGGCCAUUGUUUCAUGGUCACUCGAGUGAAUUCAGGAAAGCUCUAUACCUCGCCUCAUGAAUUCAUAGCUUACUACAUUGUGGUUACAUAUAUCUUUUAUAAAAAUACAAUGUGUUCUCUAUUUUUUGUAGAUUUUUAGUCUACAUGUAACAGUACUGACUUGAUUGGAUUACAUUAGGUAGCAGUCAUGCAAUUACAAAAGUAAUUUGAUUUUUUCUGCUUUUCCUGUUGGAUCAAUCUCAUUAGAAAUUGUUGAUAAUAUUAGUUGGCAAAGAUUACUGUGCAGACACUCUAACACACAUUUUUUAAAGAUUUUCUGCCAUUUGAUUUGACAGGAUGGUGCCUAAAAAUGUUUGAUUCCUUUGUUUCUACCGAGAGCUUUCAUUGAAUAGUCAUAAAAAAAUGUCAAAAAAACCUUGAAGUUUUCAUGGUUCGAGUGUCCUGCACACUGUAAUUAUAGGAAGUGUCAUAAACACACACUUUGUUGUCAUGUGAUAAUAAAGUGAGAGUACACUGUGAUAUAGAUAUUUAUUAUAUGACCGUGAAUCUUAGAGCCUAGACACUAGCAAAUCGAGCAAUCUGAUUGGAUAGAUCGCAUCGCGGACUGGUCUAUAUUCUCUGGUAUUAACUGGUCCGAUCGCAUAUUAAUCAUACGGCGAAAACAUUUUGUCCUUUUCAAUGAAAAGUGGUCAUAUAAUAAAACUCUUAUCAACCGAGCUUGGUCGGUCUGUACGGGAUAAUCUUGACAUCGGUCGGGUACAAACCUUGGUCAAGAUUAUCCCAUACAGACCUCCUACUCUGUUAAUAAGAUCUAAAUAUCAUACACAAUAGUAUGUAGAUAUUUAAGUUUUUUUAAAGACUUGGUUACCAGUUUACUCAAAACUUGUAUGUGGGAUACUUAAUUCAUAAGUUCCAGUAAGAAGUAUGAAAAAAAAGUCAUUUAGCUCAUGUACUUUCAAUAUUAUUUUAACAUAUGAUAUUGUAAUACAAUAAGCARUUUCCUUAAAAGAAAAGGGAAAAUUGAUUUUUAUAUUAUUCAGUUGGUCCCUGAUCUCUUUAUCAAUAAGAGGUCACAAAUAUAUAGGGUUUUUAAGAUCAAAAACAAGAUGCAUUCUGGUCUAGCUACCAAAUGAGCCAUGGUGUUAGCCAAGAAUUUUGUACCCAAGCUAGACCAGAAUGCAUCUUGUUUGCUGGCUUUAUCAGAAAUAGCCUUAAGUAAUCAUAACCAAUAAAGUUGAUUCCACUUUUAACCAUAUUUUUAACCAAUCUUUAUGAAAUGUAGAUAUUAUUUAAUCCAAUUUAGUGGAACUAAACAUGUAAUUUUUCGUUACCUUGAAUAAAGACAAUAGUUUUUGAUGA